ACAACUCACAAGAAGUAGAGAAACCAGUAACUGAAGUCAUCAAUCAUGGUCAUAAACCUUUUGCUCCUACUGUUAUCUGCAGCUUUGGCCAGUACAGAGUCAGCAUACUGCAAUCAAAACCUAACAAUCAUUGACCUUUCCAAUACUACAGUGGCAGUCAAGUGGGACAGUGAAAGUAGAGAAGGCACUAGCAUCACAUAUAGAGUUACCUACUACACUGAAACAAAUUCUAAUCUAAACAAACGCCAGGUCAGGACUACAAUAAAUGGAUUGCUACUGAAAGGACUAAUGCCUGCCACAACAUACAAAAUAAAUAUAGUCGAAAUAUCAACCACUACAUCACCGGUUUUGUCACUUCCAUCUACAAAAUUAUUAUGCGACACAACAUUCACAACGCAAGAUCAGAGCAGGCAACAUGCUGUAGAGGGAGUCAGAGCACAUGUAUUCUAUCCAUUCGUUAAUGACAACUCAAUAAUAUCUGCGACUGUUGUGUGGAAAAACUUAAGUGAAACUUCAGAUGUUUCAAUCAAAUAUUAUAAUAUUAGCAUUUUGACACUAUAUGAUGCAGGUAUUCCAAGUAAAGAUUUUAAUGAGACCUUUUUUAUCGUCAGCAAAUAUGACACAUUUAUAAAACUUCAUAGCUUCAUUGAAAUUCUAGACUUUCCACUAUCAACUAAUGCUCUGUAUACACUACAGAUACAAGGUGUACUGGAGUCUGGGGAAGCUCUACCCUUUUCUGAACCAAUAGAAUUAAACACAUCAUAUGCUAAACCUGCUAAAGAGUUGUAUGCACUCUUUACUGAUGGAAGCAGUUACCUAAUACAGGGCAACAGCCAGCGUGAAGGAACUUUUCAUACCACGUCUCCUAUUGCUAUAGAUAAAACAAGAAGAAUAAUAUAUUAUAAUGAUGACAACAACAUAAAGAGAAUAUGGCUUAACAAUAACGAGCCACCACAAAUAGUUUUUGAAGGAGAAGGUCUUGGCAUUACUGUACAUUCGUUAGCAUAUGACUGGGUCGGAGACGUCCUUUAUAUAGGCGGGAAUAAAGAUGAGGAUUCAUUAGUAUUACUAAGAGUGAGGAUAAGCGAUGGUAAAUGGAGCAUUAUAUAUGAAUCGACAAUGAGUACUCCUGUAGAGAUGACAGUUAAUCCAUUCACUGGGUUCCUUCAUUUUAUUGCUGGCACAGAUAUAGUUCGUUUUAAUCUAAGAAACAAUAGUAGUGUUGUGGUUAACAGCACACAUGUUCAGACGCUAACUGAAGAUGUUAGUAGUAAUUGCCUGUAUUUCAUGAAAGAGGGUGAUACUGUCAGAAACAACAUAGUUUCAAUAAACACAAUAAAUGGCCUGGAUAAUGAUAAUUGCUCUUUUGUAUAUCCUAUAACAAAAACAGUGAGACCAGAUUCAAGGAUUGCUGUAGACGACACUGGCAUAUACUUGAUAGCAAGAGAUAACAGAAAUCAAGAUGUAGAGUUUCCAUUGACUUUCUAUACAUUUAAUAAUGCAAUUGGGACUGAUGAGGGAUUUUUGGGAGUUGAUGAAAAUGAAAUGCUAAGAUACAUAUUGACAACCAGCCCUGGAACACAACCAAUUCCAAGAUUUCAAUGCUUGUCUCCUGAUCUCUCUAACAUUACUAAUCGUCCACACAUCACCAGCUACACAGUAACUGAUGAAUCUAAUGAAUAUAUAUCAAUAAACUUAACAUGGAGCAAACCAGAAUUACCUGAUGAAUGCUAUAACUCAUACUUCUCUCUGCCUCCUCUCACUUAUCGAGUCUUCCUUAACACAAAAGAAGGACUUGAAACUAAAUUAGAAGAAUAUGAAAAUGGAAAAAUAUUCUAUGAUACCAGUGCUAUUAUCACUGGCAUCAGUAAAGGUAUAGAGUACUUGGUAUCAGUCUCGGCAAUGAAUCAAUACACAACCAGAUCUUUUAAUGAUCUUUUGAAAGGACCUCAAUUGAUCCUACAAGAACAAGACACUUCAUCAAGUGCUAAACCUUCAGUGUCUAUAACUAGUAUUUCUGCAUCACCAACUUCAAUACAGAUAACAACACCAACAAAUCCAGGAUCCAGUUCAACUAAUGCAGUGCUGAUAGGAUCAAUAGCUGGUGCUGGAGGUGGAAUAGCACUAAUAUUAGGAUUAGUAAUAGUUACUGGUAUAAUACUAGCAGUACUAAUAAAAAGGAGAAAUAAAAAAUCCAUUGAUCUCAAGCCUCCUCCUCCUCCUCCUCCUCCUUCAUCCAGUGAUCUGCAGCCAUAUGCUGUACCAAUAGAUUCACUGGAGGAGUACAGAAAAAAUGGAGGAAAGCUCCCUCCCUUGCCCCCUCAAAAUUACGAGGUGCCCUCAGUCUCAAUUGGACACAUGACAGAGGCUGACGAACCAUAUUCGACCGUUUUACCACCAAAAGGGAGUCCUGCUACUAAAAGCAUGUCACCGAUCGAGACCGAAACAUAUAGUUCACCACUGAGCUCUCCGAAGCAUGCAAAACCGAAGUACACUACAAUCCCAUGCCAACCGAAUCCAUCAUACACAAAACCAGUAAAAACCAUUAACACAAGGAACGGCGUUGCCACUCUUCGACCACCAAAUCCUUACUCACAGCCAAUCAGCUCCAAGAAAACCCCGCCCACAUCUCCGAGUACCUCCCCUACAAAUAGUCUUGGGGUUCCUAGCCCAUACUCAGAUCCUGUGAGUAUCAGGGGGACCACGCCCCCUAAAAGCUCAGCCCUCUCUUUGAAUGUAACUCCAAGUCCUUAUUCGGAGCCAGUGAAGACUAAAAGGUCUCCGUCAUCAGAUAACGAGACAGAUGAAGAUGAGUAUUAUGAGCCAAUCCGACCGGUCAGACCUGCUUCCUCUACAAAUGUAGGCCAUCAUUACUUCACAUUGAAUCCAACAACUGCUAGGCCCUCGUCUUAUUCUCCAUCAGGUCCCUUGCCACCGGUUCCUACAGAUAACAAUAACAAUGGAAGCACUGAGCAACCACUUUACUCUGAAGUAGGAGGAGCAGGAGACAGGAAAAACUAGCUGAAUUUCAAAAACACCAUUAUUAUUGUUAUUCCUGUAUCAUAAAAUCGUGUACAGUUUAAUGAAAAGUAAUUGUAUAUUUUCUGUAUUUUCUGUUUGCCAGUAUUAUAAAUUAUAAAAUAA
Molecule: messenger RNA, 3144 nt
Organism: Amphimedon queenslandica
Lineage: Eukaryota; Metazoa; Porifera; Demospongiae; Haplosclerida; Niphatidae
Exons: 15
Coding region: 46-3021 (991 amino acids)
Molecular function (GO): protein binding
Source: RefSeq, a predicted model, not a curated record